Messenger RNA from Funneliformis mosseae, 194 nucleotides. NCBI's taxonomy places the organism in Eukaryota, Fungi, Glomeromycota, Glomeromycetes, Glomerales, Glomeraceae. The record is from the annotation of a GenBank genome assembly.
AUGGGUCUUGCAUCCUAUCUUAUCGUCACAACUGUUGGAGGCGUUGCCGUAGUUUUGGGAGCUCCUGUGAUUCUUAAAGCUUUGGGCUUUAGUGCGACUGGAAUUGUCGCGGGUUCUCUCGCAGCGGCUGCUCAUAGCUAUAUCGGUGUCGUGAGUGCUGGAAGUGUUUUCGCCUGUCUUACUUCAAAAGCUAU